Messenger RNA from Phytophthora infestans T30-4, 480 nucleotides. RefSeq names its product secreted RxLR effector peptide protein, putative. Bases 1 to 480 code for a protein of 159 amino acids. The record is from RefSeq and is a predicted model, not a curated record. NCBI's taxonomy places the organism in Eukaryota, Oomycota, Peronosporomycetes, Peronosporales, Peronosporaceae. The transcript has a single exon.
AUGUUAGCAGUACUCAUGCUCCGCUGUACCCUCCUUCUUGUAGCUCUCGCUUUCUUCACUAACAUGGUCACUAGCUCAGAGGCUACGGAUGUCAAAAUGCUGAGCGACAAAUUCGAUCUGCUUGUUACCGCUUCUGCUGAUAAUACUGGUAGUACCACGGCGAAGAGAGUGUUAAGGCAAGCCGUCAAAACAUCUCAGAAGAGCGCCAACUAUCCCAGCUACGAAUCGGAGUCUGUUGCAGCGGAAGAACGAGGAUGGUUUACCAAAGUUUUCGGUAGAAUCGAAGAUGCUUCGGAGUCAACCUUUGAAAAACUUUUGGGCAACAGUAAAGCGAAACUGAAAGCGUUCGAGAAACUGGAAAAAAAAUACCGCGACGGAAGGCAGGGAUAUGUGGGUUUCGAUGGCCCUAAUUUGGAUCUGCGAAGCUUCAAGUGGAAAUUCUUCAAACAGUUUGGUGAUUGGUACGAUAGUAGACACUAG